Molecule: messenger RNA, 1312 nt
Organism: Megalopta genalis
Lineage: Eukaryota; Metazoa; Arthropoda; Insecta; Hymenoptera; Halictidae
Source: RefSeq, a predicted model, not a curated record
UAUCGUGCUGGAAUUGACGUGGCGGGGAUUGAAUGUGGCCCAGGAUACAAUUUAUAACGGCCGACUGGGGACUGGUUUUACACAGCACUCAGUUCUACUCGUUAGUAGAACGCGAGAAGUCGUUGUAUCAGGUUGUACAUCACAGCAUCUCGCUAAAAUAAACAUAAUGCCUUCCUACAAGUUGACGUACUUCAACUUGACUAGCCUCGGCGAGCCGAUAAGAUUUCUGUUGCACCAAAGCGGCAUCGAGUUCGAAGAUAAGAGGGUUGAAUUUGAAGAAUGGCCGGAACUAAAAGCUCAGAUGCCAAUGGGCCAACUACCAGUUCUGGAAAUCGACGACAAGGUUUUGUACCAGUCGAAGGCAAUUUGCCGUUUCAUCGCCAAGCAAAAUAAUCUCUACGGUGCCGACGAGUACGAAGCUUUCCAAAUCGACGCCACUGUCGACACCAUAGACGAUCUGAGACACGCAUUCACGAUAUACCACUGGGAACAGGAUCCAGGUUUCAAAGCGAAACUCAAAGAAGCCGCCUUCCAGAAACUUCCCGUGUAUCUUGACAAGUUCAAUGAACAGGUCAAGAAGAACGGCGGACAUUUUGUCGGCGGAAAGUUAACCUGGCCAGACCUUCUGUGGACCGCGUACACGGACAUCUUGUCCGUCAUCUCGGAGACGGAAUUGAACAAGAACCACCCCGAACUGAAAAAGUUGGUGGAGAAAGUGAAGGCGCUGCCCAACAUCAAGUCUUACCUCGCUAAGCGACCGAAAACGCAAUUCUGAAAAUGAGAGACGGUCGGGGAGCUCUUUGGUGCUUGGAUGAUAGAUAAGGAGUUUCCGCAUAGCAAAAAUCUAUCGAUGAUCUUUUGUUUAUUUUUUUUCACAAGACAGUCGCACAUCUUCUACAUGAUAUGAUAGCGAUACAAACGUUACGCUAGAUUUAUUCGACUUGACGAACGAAUAAAGAAAGUGGAGUUGCGCGUCGAAAGUACAAAAAUAAAUACAUGUUCGCAAGAAACUGCCUCUAUCAUUCCUACGAACUCUUCGAUCAUCGAUCGAUCGUCGCUCUUAAAAUGUUUCACAAGGUUAAUGCUGUCUUCGCACGUGUGAAAACGAUGGGAAGUAUCCACGCGUUGACGCGCGUUUCUCAACUAUUUUCGUUUGGUGCGAACGAAUGCACGCAUAAAGAGCGCGAUUCUGUGAAACUUUUGAUACACGUUCCUCUUGUUAACAAUCGCUGAUGUAUAUGAAUCACAUUCAUGUUAAUGUUUAUAUCUACCGUGAACUCUAUACGGAACAAAUACACGUUUGCGAAUGUAA